CUAGACAUGGGUUCAGUGUGUGAUCUCGCUGCCAAUUGGCGUCUGUUUUGUCUCGAUACUCUUGCUAAGUCGUAUUCUCAUAUGCACACCGAACUGUACAUCACCCAUCCAGGAAGCUAUUGCACAGCAUUAAUGGCAGCCUGCUCGAUAUCCUGGCGCUUACCUGUGCGCGCAUUUGUGAUAAGCAAGAUUGACAAGGAGAGGGGGGCCAAAUAGGACUAUAUGCGAAGUUUACAUGGAUGCUCUUCGGCGAGGUGAGGUUUGCGCGAAAGCUGACUGUCCUAUUUCUAGAGAUGGGUAACGUACAUAAGCACGCGUGUGGCGCAUUUGUAGUUGGUAGGAUCAUUGUGCCUUGGCACCGCGCUGUCCCAUCCUCCCGGUUUCAGCGCAAAGACUCUUACAAAUACGUGCGCAACUGCAGCAUACGUAGAAACCAUCAACGACACAGCAGUCAACGCUUGUAAAACAUACAACAUGGCCUCUGAAACAUUCGUUGACUUUACCGUGCUUUUACGAGCGGCACCGUUGGUGUCUGCCACUAGCGCCCUGUGGUUUUCCGCCGACCAGUACACCUUUCUCAACAACUUCCUGAGGCCUGAACACCGCAAUGAAGCUGAGAGCGUGGUCCCGUCUUACUUCAAGACUUUCUUUCCCGGCGGACUGACGCGCAUCCUUUUCCUCUACGGUGUCAGUAUCAGUACGGGCACCGCCAACUUUUGGGCCAGACCCAACGCGUCGUGGCAUUGGUAUGCGGCGGGCACGGCGUUUGCGGUCGCGCACUUCGCAUUCGCUCCCAGGAUCAUAUCGGUUGUACAAUCGCUCACCGAGAAUCGUCACCCAAAGCAGGGCAACCGAGAUCUAAAGAAGUGGCUAGAUAUCCACGUCGUCAGAUCAAUCCUCGCGGACCUCCCAGCGUGGAUCUGCUUCGUUGUAGCGACUUUGACGUCCUUGCAGCCACUGUGAUAUGGAUGCCACACCGUCAUAGCUGGUUGGCUGUUUUCGUUGGCAUCAAUUGUGAUCUAGCAUGUAGCUGGGCACUGAUCACACA
Molecule: messenger RNA, 1048 nt
Organism: Truncatella angustata
Lineage: Eukaryota; Fungi; Ascomycota; Sordariomycetes; Amphisphaeriales; Sporocadaceae
Exons: 2
Coding region: 475-963 (162 amino acids)
Source: RefSeq, a predicted model, not a curated record